CCAACGUUGUGUUCGCAUGUAUUUCUAACGGUACUUACGAAACAUUGAAAAAUUCAAAGUGUGUUAGAAAUCUAAAACUAAAAAUAAAACAGCAAAGAAAAGAACGCCGACCGGAAGUCAAGCCACAAUUGUGUCAGCAUCCGCGCGCAACAACAAAAAAAUAAACACACAGCAAUUUAACAGUAUUUGUGGUUCUUUGUUUUUGUGGUUUUUGAAUUUCAACAACGAAACUCGUCAAAUGUAAACAGUGCCGCGGGCAUUUACUCCACGCUUGCUGUGUCUGCCUCUGUGUGUGUGUGUGCGUAUGACUUUGUAUUGCACUGUGCUUGAGUGUUUUGAUUGAAGUUGUGCAAGUUGUUGUGCUGCACUCUGUCUUAUCAACGAGUGUUAAUUUUAUGAACAACAACAACUGCAUUUUACAAAAUAAUCACAAGGAAGCAAAUUUGUGCGCAAUUUAACAGGAAAUAUAAGAGUCACGAAAUAUAAAACAAAAUAUAAAAUAAAAAAAAAGCAAAAACUUAUAUUAAAUAUACAUAUGUAUAUAAAAAUAAAAAAAACUUCAAAAAAUAAAGAAAAAUUUUUGCUGGCUGCUAAGUCCAGCAACACAAAUAACUGCACACACACACACGCAUACGCGUAAACUCAAUUAAAAAAGCAGAUGUCAAAAGCAGCUGCAGCGCGUAAACGAAAAUUGACAUGUGAAUGACCUGCUAGUACAGUUAUUCGUGACAGUGUGCAGCAACGCGUUGUAUAAAUGACGAAGCGGUGUCUGCUAUGUACAUACAUACACGCUGGUAAUUAGUGCAAUCAGUUAAAUGACAUUUUCACCAUUGUAAAUGCACGCCAAUUGAUGCUGUCAAUUAAGAGCGCGCGUGAACGCGGACAACUACGAAAACUACCACAAAACAAAAUAGCGCGUUCGUGUGCGUGUGGCAGAACAGGGUGUUGGCGACGGCGUUAGAACGGGGGCAUGCCGCGGAAUUGCAUUUAAUACACAAACAAAUACAACACAAGGCAGCGUGUUGUUGUUGCAAAUUUUGUUUUUGACAUUUCAAUAUUCUGCAGCAACGCCGAAAUUCACUUAACACCGCCAAGUUGGAAGGAAAAAAACUAUUCGCGGCUGUUAAUAAUAUUUUAGCCGGUUCGAGCUUUGCCCGCGAACUCAGGCAACUAAUGACGAGAAAGACUACAGGCGUCGCGGAUGACACGGCUGCUGGCGGCGACAGCGCGGACGCACAACAGCUUGAGGACGCUGCGCACUACGAGCCACCAGCUGGCUACAGUUCCGAUACAACAGCAACAACACCGCCAACACAACAACAACGCGAGCAGCAAGCGAACAGCAUGGCUGCCGCGAACGCGGAAGCAGCGUGCAGCGGCGGAGCGGUCUCGCUACGACAACGACGUGUCUCCGAAUUGGUGCUGGACUCAUACAGCGGCCGUACAGCGACAGCAACACAAGAUUACGACGAUGCGGCAGCCGUGGACCUCGAUGAGUAUGAGGAAGACGAUUACGAAGAUGGCGUUGAUGGCGAAAACGAUUAUUACGACGAAUCGCCGGUGCAGCGCAACGCUAGAUUCUUACAGCCACGUAGACAACAAAGGAAAAUCGAAUUGCCGGAGCAGGCGACGACUAGCUCGGCGGCGAAAGGCGGCGUCAAACGGCCAAAGCGACGCAUUAAGACCGCACGUCAAUUCUCGCAGCGCACCACUUCGACCGAGUCCACGGAGAGCGGCGUGCGUCCAUGCAUAUCGAAGGGUCAAAUGCGCGAAUUUCGCGAAGCAUUUCGCCUAUUCGACAAGGAUGGCGAUGGCUGCAUAACGAAGGAGGAGUUGGGCACCGUAAUGCGUUCAUUGGGUCAAUUCGCGCGUGUCGAGGAAUUGCAGGAAAUGCUGCAGGAAAUCGAUGUGGACGGCGAUGGCAAUGUUAGCUUUGAGGAAUUUGUGGACAUACUCUCCAACAUGACAUAUGAAGACAAAUCGGGGCUUUCCUCUGCCGAUCAGGAGGAACGUGAGUUGCGCGACGCAUUUCGUGUGUUCGACAAGCAUAAUCGUGGCUAUAUAACGGCCUCAGACCUGAGAGCGGUGCUGCAGUGCUUGGGCGAGGAUCUGGAUGAGGAAGACAUUGAAGACAUGAUAAAAGAAGUGGAUGUCGACGGCGAUGGACGCAUUGAUUUCUAUGAGUUCGUGCAUGCGUUGGGCGAGCCAGAAGACUCACAAGAAAACGAUGACGAGAAUGAGGAGGAAAAUACUACUUCACCAUUACCAACACCAAAAUCCGUUGUGUCGAUGACGUAUGACUAAGGAAUGCAGAAUUUUAACAGCUAAUGAUGAAACUGCUUAACGAAAGCUUAACUAAAAGCAAACUAAUAAGGAUAAUAAGCAACAAAACCAUAAAAAUAUUCAUAAUAAGUGAAAAAUAAUAACAAAAUAAUAAAAAAAAAAAUUAAAGAUUAAAACAUAAUAAAAAUAUUAAUAAAAAAUAAAAAUAAAUAUUAAAAAUAUAUAAAAAAAAUUUUACUUAAUAAAAUAAUAAAAUAAAAAAAAGAACAAAAAAAUAUAAUAAUAAGGAAAAAAAUAAUAGUAUUAAAAAAAAUAUAUAUGUAUAUAAAAAAAAAAAUAAAAUAAUAAAAAAAAAUAAUAAAACUAUAAAAAAAUAUUAAAAAUUAAAAGUAACAUUUUGCUUAAUAAAAUUUUGGCUUCUAACAAACUUGUGUUUUUAAAUAAGCAAGGAAAAUAAUAUUGAAAAUUUUUAAUACAAAUACCAGUUUAAUUAUGCCUAACUUAAAUUUAGUAAUCAAAAUACUUAAAAUCAAAACUAUAGUUUCAUCAUUACGCAACAAGUAACGAAAAACCAAAAAAAAAAUUAACAUCUAUGGUACGCCACAUUUUAAAUUAUUUUUAAAUUAUCAAAGUCAUUUCAGAGAAACACAAUUCUUUAAGAUAAAAAAUAUCUAACAAAGCUGGACAAAAUCAAAAUUCGCACAAUUGGUUAUGUAAAAAUAAAAUACUUGCUAAACAAAUAUAUGUAUAAAUGUAAAUCCUUGAAGUAAAUUGUUGCUAAUAACGAAGUUUUUUAACUUAAAACUUGAAAAAAAGGUUGCUAUAUACUAAAAAUACGAAUUAUAACAUAACUCCAAUGUAAACAUAUCCAUAUAUUAUAUGUACUUAGCACUUAAUUACUUAAUUAUAAAAAUAAAAUAUUUACGUUACUUAAAAUUGCCACAAGGAAUAAAUGUAUGUCUCAAAAUCACACGAAAUUAUGCCUUUCUAAAGUGGUGUUGGAAUUUUUGACGCCUUUAUAGCUUUAAAAUUUAAUUUUAAUUUCGUUAUUCAACACAUAUGCAUUCUUAAACAAACAGUAGCAAAAAAAAAUAAAAAAUAAAAAAAUACAAAGAAAAAUAUAAAAAAAUAAAUACAAAGAAAAAUAAAAAAAAAAUACAAAGAAAAAUAUAAAAAAUAAAUACAAACAAAAUUAAUACAAAUAAA
Messenger RNA from Bactrocera neohumeralis, 3489 nucleotides. RefSeq lists its product as uncharacterized. The transcript has 7 exons. The coding region runs from base 1174 to 2304 and encodes 376 amino acids. Gene Ontology annotation, molecular function: enzyme regulator activity; calcium ion binding. The record is from RefSeq and is a predicted model, not a curated record. Lineage: Eukaryota; Metazoa; Arthropoda; Insecta; Diptera; Tephritidae.